This is a messenger RNA of Arabidopsis arenosa, 1393 nucleotides long. The record is from the annotation of a GenBank genome assembly. NCBI's taxonomy places the organism in Eukaryota, Viridiplantae, Streptophyta, Magnoliopsida, Brassicales, Brassicaceae.
CCCUGAGAGCUGAAGAGAGAGAAUGUAUUUGACGAGUUCCAGGAGAAAUCAGAGCUAGCGAAAUCUGGUAAUGGGGAGAGAACUUGUAGACAAACACAUGAAUAAGAAGGCGAAUAGUUUGACAGCUAGCUCAACCGGAUCUUCGGAUGAUAAUAAAGUCCGAAAUCCGUCAACUAUAGAAGUUGCGGAGGUGAAAGAAUGCACCGAGCAGAACUUGGUUCCGGAUGAUGCUCGUAUGAGGCAACUAGAGAUAAUUGAUACACCUGGAUCCCAUAAAAUUGCUGAUAACGAGAAGAAACUUAACUCAUCUUCAGUUAAAACUCGUGUUACUGCGAAAACAACUGUUCCAAAGCCGUUUUCUCUGUCGGCUGAAAAGCCUAGAAGAGCAGUAGUUGAUAAUAAUUCAUUAGGAAAUGGUGCUAGCCAUUAUUCUUCUUCAGCAUCCAGAGUUUCACAGCUAAAUUCUCCUCUACCAGCUAGGAGGACACCAGAUCACAAGAAACAUCAUGAUGAAGAAGAUAGUUUUUCCGUUGCUUCCUCAUCGGCUACAUCCAUAAGAAGUUUUAAACCCAAGAUAACGGUUGGAGUUGCUCCAACAUUUAGUAGCACAGCGCGGCUGGAGAGGCGGAGAGAGUUUUACGAGAAAUUAGAGGAGAAACAGAAAGCACUUGAGGCAGAGAAAAGAGAAAACGAGAAAAGGCUCAAGGAAGAGCAAGAAGCAGUCACUAAGCAACUCAGGAGGAACAUGGCUUACAAAGCUAAUCCGGUACCAAGUUUCUACCAAGAGGGUCCUCCACCGAAACAACCGUUGAAAAAGUUUCCACUGACUCGGCCUAAGUCACCAAACCUUAACCGUAGAAAGAGCUGCAGUGACACGGUUAACGCAUCAUAUCAAGAGGUGAAGGGGAAGCAUUGUGCUCGACAUCGUCACAGUGUAGGUGGUUGCAAGGAAGAACCAAAAACGAACAGUGUCCCAAGGACACCAAGUAGCAGCAGCAAAGAUCAUAUGAGAAAGUUCACAAAGGAAACACCAAAAUCUGAAGAAGUGCAUGGAAAGUUUGUGGGAAAAAACAAGAGUGGUCAUGAUGGAGAGACAGAUGAGAAUGGUGUUGGUGUUGUGGAGUGAAGUGGCGAGUAGUUGUAGUUUCGUUUUGACUAACUUUGGUGAAUGAGAAAACAAGAAAAAUGGUGAGAAGCAACUGCAAGGAGAAGAACAUGUUUUAGAGUGAAAGAACAAGUUUGAAGUUCCAGGUUUUUGUUUGUUUGUUUGUUGUCUAAUGUUCUGCAGAUUAAUUCUUCUAAAUUUGAUUGCUAAAUCAGCUGCUCUAUUUUCGUUUGAUCUUUAUCUGUUUGAGAAUUAAUGUGAAAUGUAUAUUAAAGUUGUUGUGUGGAA